UUAAGACGCUUUUACGGGUAUACCCUUAAAAUCUCACUUAAUUCACAAAAAGAAACCAACAGCCCUAAAUCACUCUUUUUUAGUUCUAUCGUCGACGCCGUCCAUCACCGUCCGUCAUAUCGCCGCCGCAAAUGCAGGCAGAGGGUUCUGUAAAUUUUUACAACAAUGGAGUACGUAAACCCAGAAGGUCUUCGAUUAGAUGGUCGCCGAUUCAAUGAGAUGAGGCAAAUCGUAGCUGAAGUUGGAGUGGUUUCUAAGGCUGACGGUUCUGCUGUUUUCGAGAUGGGCAAUACCAAAGUAAUUGCAGCUGUCUAUGGUCCAAGAGAGAUUCAAAACAAGAGCCUGCAAAAAAAGAACGACCAUGCAUUGGUGCUGUGUGAGUAUAGUAUGGCUCAGUUUAGUACUGGUGAUCGUAGAAGACAAAAAUUCGACAGGCGAUCAACAGAGCUAUCUCUUGUUAUCCGUCAGACAAUGGAAGCGUGCAUAUUAACUGAAUUGUUGCCUCAUUCUCAGAUUGACAUAUUCCUUCAGGUUCUACAAGCUGACGGAGGAACAAGAUCAGCUUGUAUCAAUGCCGCGACUCUAGCUCUAGCAGAUGCUGGAAUUCCAAUGCGCGAUCUCGCUGUGUCUUGUAGUGCUGGAUACUUAAACAGUACUCCUCUUCUUGAUCUUAACUAUGUCGAAGAUAGCGCUGGAGGAACUGAUGUAACCGUUGGUAUUUUACCUAAAUUAGACAAAGUGACACUCCUUCAGAUGGAUGCGAAGUUACCCAUGGAAACAUUUGAAACGGUGUUUGCAUUGGCUUCUGAAGGUUGCAAGGCAAUUGCAGAGAGAAUACGCGAGGUACUUCAAGAAAACACCAAACAGCUAGAGUAUCGCCGAGCUGCAUGAACUUGAUAUAGUGUUUAGAGAAAAACAUGACGCUGCGAGAUUUUUGUCAAUUAGAUUUUGCUGCUGAUUUUGGAAGUUGGUUAUCAAAAACCGGGAAUUAUCCUAACCUCAAAGCUUGUAGUGCAAAGUUCUGCUCUUUUUGGUUAAAAUGGUUUUAUUCUUGUUGUUGAUCUAUUCGGCAAGCCAACUUUGAUCUAUAUAAGAUUUAUAAAGUUAUAACAGAUUCAGUAA
Camelina sativa (false flax) is the source of this 1122-nucleotide messenger RNA. Its product is annotated as exosome complex component RRP41 homolog. Gene Ontology annotation, molecular function: RNA binding. Lineage: Eukaryota; Viridiplantae; Streptophyta; Magnoliopsida; Brassicales; Brassicaceae. Gene Ontology annotation, biological process: nuclear mRNA surveillance; U4 snRNA 3'-end processing; poly(A)-dependent snoRNA 3'-end processing. The record is from RefSeq and is a predicted model, not a curated record. Gene Ontology annotation, cellular component: cytoplasmic exosome (RNase complex); nuclear exosome (RNase complex); nucleolus.